CUGACAGGGAAGAAGUUGGCAGGUCCUGCCUGGGGAGAGCUGUGGUGGAGGCACCUCCGCGUUCAGUGAGCUCUGGAGAUGGAGUCGCAGGUCGCGGCCGCCGGGACCGGUGGGACUGAAGCAGUCGCGGGCAAGGGUCCCGUGCUUGGCAGUGCUCGCCAGGCGCCCAAGGGGGCCGUCCGGUGGAGGCUCCUGCGACAGGUUCUGAAGCAGAAACAGCUGGAUGCCUGUCUGAGAAACGUGUCUGUGAGAAGAUUUGAAUCGUUUAAUCUGUUCUCAGCCACAGAAGCCAACGAAAGGGGAAGCAAAGAAGAAGCUGGUGCCUGGGUCCAGUACUCGAGCGUCUUUUAUCCCGAGUACAGCAUCUCCUUGAGGCAUAACAGCGGCUCCUUGAAUGUCGAGGAUGUUCUUACCAGCUUUGACAAUACAGGGAAUGUUUGCAUCUGGCCAUCUGAGGAGGUCUUGGCCUACUACUGCCUCAAGCACAGUGAUCUAUUCAGGGACCUUGCUGUGUGUGAGCUAGGGGGUGGCAUGACAUGCUUGGCUGGGCUCAUGGUUGCUAUUUCUGCAGAUGUCAAAGAAGUUCUGUUAACUGAUGGGAAUGAAAAGGCCAUCAGAAACGUGAACAGCAUCAUCGCAAGCAAUAAGAAGACUGGCGUGUUUAGGACUCAGAAAAUAUCAAGCUGCGUUUUGCGAUGGGAUAAUGAGACAGAUGUCUCUCAACUGGAAGGACAUUUUGACAUUGUUAUGUGUGCUGACUGCCUGUUUCUGGACCAGUACAGAGCCAGCCUUGUUGAUGCAAUAAAGAGAUUACUCCAGCCCACAGGGAAAGCAAUGGUAUUCGCCCCCCGCCGAGGGAGUACUUUGGACCAGUUUUGCAAUCUAGCUGAAAACGCUGGUUUCUCUCUCCAAAGACAUGAAAAUUAUGAUGAACACAUUUCAAACUUCCACUCCAAGUUGAAAAAAGAAAACUCAGACAUAUAUGAAGAAAACCUCCAUUACCCACUUCUGCUCAUUUUAACCAAGAAAGCAUAGAAGACAGAGCAAACACCAGAACACAGGGCAUCAUCUUCACAGGAUGAGAAGUCGACCCGGGGUCGUCUCAGGACUCCGCCCACUUUUCCACA
Molecule: messenger RNA, 1127 nt
Organism: Acomys russatus (golden spiny mouse)
Lineage: Eukaryota; Metazoa; Chordata; Mammalia; Rodentia; Muridae
Gene: Camkmt
Product: calmodulin-lysine N-methyltransferase
Exons: 11
Coding region: 79-1035 (318 amino acids)
Cellular component (GO): cytoplasm
Molecular function (GO): calmodulin-lysine N-methyltransferase activity
Source: RefSeq, a predicted model, not a curated record